Messenger RNA from Funneliformis geosporum, 167 nucleotides. Lineage: Eukaryota; Fungi; Glomeromycota; Glomeromycetes; Glomerales; Glomeraceae. The record is from the annotation of a GenBank genome assembly.
ACUUAGCAAGAACAGAUCGUCCACCUACUGUAAAUGAACCAACACAAAGAAGGAUUGUUAAUCUUAUUACUUCUCAGAAGUGUUCAUCAGCUGUUGAAGUACGAAACCAACUACAAGAAAAAGAAAAUCUUAACUUUUUAACACCUACUAUUUGUCACGUACUUUGA